Messenger RNA from Ictalurus furcatus (blue catfish), 2599 nucleotides. RefSeq names its product E3 ubiquitin-protein ligase TRIM39-like. The transcript has 7 exons. Gene Ontology annotation, molecular function: zinc ion binding; ubiquitin-protein transferase activity; protein binding. Bases 703 to 2400 code for a protein of 565 amino acids. The record is from RefSeq and is a predicted model, not a curated record. Gene Ontology annotation, biological process: protein ubiquitination. Lineage: Eukaryota; Metazoa; Chordata; Actinopteri; Siluriformes; Ictaluridae.
GGAGAAACUGCACAUGUUAACAAUAUCAGACAGAGACAGGGUCUCUAACACACUGCUGAAAUACUGACUCUGAAAUACAAACUGAUUAUAACUGUGUUUUUUAUACUGUGUAUUUAAUGAUCAGUGAUCAACCGAGACAGCAAAGCUGAAAAACAGAGUCAAAGGUUCCUUUAUUUUAUUAACUGCUCAAAAGUGGAGUGUUGAACUGAUUCCAGCAUGAACACUUAAAUACAAGUUAAAAUACAAUUAUACUUUAUGCUUAAUGACUACAUUUGUCCAAAUGUGUGAGCUAAACUGAAUUAACUGGAUUAAAAGUGUAAGUGUGUGUGUGUGUGUGUGUGUGUGUGUGUGUGUGUGUGUGUGUGUGUGUGUGUUAGAAGUACAGAGGUGAGCACUGGGUGAGACAAACACUUCUACAAACAUAUCAGGAAGUGAGAAACUGUGAAUGAUACAGUUAGUGAGCUGAGAGCUGUGAGAAUGAUCAGUGAAAUUCUGUGUUUAUUACAAUCUAAUGAAGAUGAAGAAUGUUUACGUGUGUUUUAUAUCACAGUCUAAAUGCUUCCAGUGUCAUUGCUCAUAUUUAACACUGCAGACAGGCAUGCUGAGUCAAACAGACUAAUCACUAUCACCUCAUACUGUUACAUGUGUGAACUGAAUGAUGUGAUUUCUUACUGAAAAGAUUCAAAACACAGGAAGAAGUAAAUGGCUGAAUCUUCAUCACCAACAAAAGGCGGAAGAAGGAGCAGCAUGGAAGAACCAGGUUCCUUUUCCCGUGACUCCAGCAGUCUCCUGUCUGAAGAGCAGCUAGAGUGUUCGAUCUGUCUGGAUGUGUUCACUGAUCCAGUCACCACUCCAUGUGGACACAACUUCUGCAAGAGCUGCCUUACACAGUGCUGGGAGAAGAGUCAACACUGUCACUGUCCAUUAUGUAAAGAGAAAUUCACCAAGAGACCUGAACUGAAGAUAAAUACAACACUGAGAGAGGUUGCAGAUCACUUCAAGAAGAAAAGUGGUCCUGACAAACCUGAGGUUCUUUGUGAUGCCUGCACUGGAGAGAAGCUGAAGGCCCUGAAAUCCUGUCUGGAUUGUUGUGCAAGUUUGUGUAAAACUCAUCUAGAUUUUCAUAAUCAUGUUCCCAAACUUAAGAAACACAAACUAAUAAACCCUAUGGAGAACCUGGAGGACUACAUAUGCCAGAAACAUGAGAGAGCUCUGGAGCUGUUCUGUAGAGAUGAUCAGACGUGUGUGUGUAAGUUCUGCACUGAGACAGACCACAAGAAUCACAACACUGUUCCUAUAGAGGAGGAGAGCAGAGAGAGGAAGACACAGCUGGGGAAAACACAGACAGAUGUGCAGCAGAUGAUUCAGGACCGACUGAAGAAGAUCCAAGAGAUCAAACACUCAGUAGAGCUCAGCAAAAGAAGCACAGAGAAAGAGAAAGCAGACAGUGUUGAAGUCUUCACUGCUCUGAUUCGCUCCAUUGAGAGAAGUCAGGCUGAGCUGCUGGAGGUGAUGGAGGAGAAGCAGAAAGCAGCAGAGAGGCAGGCUGAAGGACUCAUUAAAGAGCUGGAGCAGGAAAUCACUGUGCUAAAGAGGAGAGACACUGAGCUGGAGCAGCUCUCACACACUGAGGAGCAUCUCCACCUCCUACAGAUUUACUCCUCCAUGUGCAGCCCUCCACACACCAAGAACUGGACUGAGAUCAGUAUUAACACUGAUCUGAGUGGGGACACUGUGAGGACAGCUCUGUCUCAGCUUCAGAAGACUCUGAAUGAGAAACUCACUAAAACACUCAAUGACAAGUUAAAGGAAACAGUUUCCACAGAACUGAAGAGGAUUCAGCAGUAUGCAGUGGAUGUGACUCUGGAUCCUGAUACAGCUCAUCCUGAUCUCAUCCUGUCUGCUGAUGGAAAACAAGUGACAGAUGGAGACACACGACAGGAUCUCCCUGAUACACCACAGAGGUUUAAUUAUUGUGUUAAUGUUCUGGGAAAUCAGAGUUUCUCCUCAGGGAGAUUUUAUUAUGAGGUGCAGGUCAGAGGAAAAACUAAGUGGACAUUAGGAGUCGUGAGAGAGAACAUUAACAGGAAGGGAGACAUUACACUGACUCCUCAGAAUGGAUUCUGGACUGUGUGGCUGAGGAAUGAGAAUCAGUAUAAGGCUCUUGCUGGUCCCUCUGUCCGCCUCACACUGAGAGAGAAGGUGGAGAAGGUGGGGGUGUUUGUGGAUUAUGAGAAGGGUCUGGUCUCCUUUUAUGAUGUGAAGUCCAGCUCUCAUAUCUACUCUUUCACUGCUCAGUCUUUCACUGAGAAACUCUAUCCAUUCUUCAGUCCUUGUUUAAAUGAAGGAGGUAAAAAUUCAGCACCACUGAUCAUCUCUCCUGUAUUUAACACUGAAUGAAUUUUCACCUCACAGAUUUAAUCAUUUAUUAAAUGGUGAGAAUAAAAAUAAAUAUUUUACGUUUUCUGGUAAUUUUUAGAAAUACAUAUUACCUUUUAAAGUGCUGUACAGUUUAUUUUAGUACUUGUUUGUUUUUGUUUGCUUGUUUGUUUUGGAUAAACAAAUCAUUUUAAUCCUUCAGACUGUUUUUUUUUUUUUU